Messenger RNA from Bactrocera latifrons, 947 nucleotides. RefSeq lists its product as uncharacterized. The transcript has 4 exons. NCBI's taxonomy places the organism in Eukaryota, Metazoa, Arthropoda, Insecta, Diptera, Tephritidae. The record is from RefSeq and is a predicted model, not a curated record. Bases 110 to 901 code for a protein of 263 amino acids.
UUUAAAUACAAUUGAAUAUUCCUUAAACAGAUAUAUAAAAUAUCCGUAAUCCGCGUUUUUAUUUUAUUUUGUAGAAACUUAUUUUAAGUAGAGUCCACGAAUUAACACAAUGGAAGGCUUUAUUUAUGUGGUGAAUCCGCCAGAAAUUCCACGUGUUGCCUUCGGAUCUUGUAUGGAGCGUAUUACGUUGCCUAUGUCGGGACCGGGUCUCUCGUCAUUCAUGCGCAAAAUACAAGGUGAAGUGCGUGAUUUUCCCGGUCCAUUCGAGUAUGUGCACAGCAAGGAGUCGUUAGAUAAAAAAUAUCCAUCUGCGUAUGGUUAUUCAUCGUUUGCUAGUAAAUUGCCGCGCCUACCGCCCACUGAUAUGUCACGCUUUCCACCAAUUGGCGCUUAUAAUGUUGAACCGAAGAAGAAAAUCAAACAAGCCGCACGCCCAUUCAAUAUCGGCACGAAACGUGUUCAAAUAAAGAAACUCGUAACACCAUGUCCAGCCGAUUAUGCAGCCGACCAACCUCGAUCCAGUCUUAACAUAUGUUCCGCUUUUGGUUCGCGACGCAUAAUUUGGCCAGCCGUUGCCGUUAUUUGCACACCCGUGAAUAUCGCAAAAUGCUCCAAGUGCAAUAAAACUCCGGUCGGCGAUUAUUUCCAUCAAUUUCAAUUGAAUUUGGAUAUGUGUCGUCGCUGCAUGAACAAGCAGUUGAAAAUGUUGAAGCGCUGCUCCACCGAUCUCUUCUAUCGUGCACGUAUGCGUACCGAAUUGAGUCUAUAUCGACCGGUAAGGUACUGCGACUUCUUUCACGAUCAUCAGGGUACGACGGCGGCCAUACAACAUAUGCCYACAUCAACGUUGCGCUAUAAAAUCAAAACGGAAAAUUAUAUUUACAUGUUUAAGAAGCGCUGAUGCGUGACGUCACGAAAYGCAACUCUGCGCUACAUAUGUACAUACA